AUGACUUCGGAUCACGUCGAGAAAAUAAUUACGCAAAAUUACUGUAGGAGCUUCUCAACGUGCAGAGAUUGUCUCGGUAAAACUGUCUCCGACCAGUAUAGGUGCUUCUGGUGCAAAACAAACAACAGUGAUGGAGGCUGGUGUCUGACGCACGGCGUUGAGGGCUGCCACUUUGGAAACUCAAGAUGGUCGUAUUGUUGGGUAAACCAGGACGUUUUAACGCUGGUGAUGUCCCUUCUGCUGACAACCAUCUGCCUUAGUCUCAUCAUUUUCGUCUGCUGCAUGUGUAGGACAUGCUGCAAGAAAAUUAAGAAGAAUGAGUUUAGUUUAGAUGAUUUGCACGUUUGGUUUCGAUUUAUGAAUGUGUCAAUUUUUCCAAACAGUGCAGCUAAUGUGGAGAAGAGUGGAACGCAGCAGUCGGAAAAUGCCAGGAAAAUGUCAAAACUUAGUUUAAAAUCCAAAGAUGACACAAAAAAGUUAGAAAAGAAAGCAGAUGAACUCGAAGAAACAAAUAAAAUUCAAGAGGAAGUUUCUUCUGUCCUUCCUUAUGCUUCUUCGUACGAACUUGCAAACUUUUCAGGGGAGGUGCUCAAAUUCGAACUCCUUCACGAGGCCACAGUCAAAGCUAGGAUUACUGUUGAUGAUGAAGAUGGUGAUGAAGAUGGUGAUGAAGAUGAUGAUGAAGAUGAUGAUGAAGAUGACGAUGGUAAUGACGAUGAAGAUGAUGAUGAUAAUAAAGAUGACGAUGAAGAUGAUGAUGAAGAUGGAGAUGACGAAACGUACAAAGUUGACGGUGAUAAGAAUGAAAAAGACGAAAACCAUGAUUCGAAACUCAUGAGACAUUUAGGAGAUGAAACAGUUGACACUUGA
Messenger RNA from Helobdella robusta, 870 nucleotides. RefSeq lists its product as hypothetical. The record is from RefSeq and is a predicted model, not a curated record. The transcript is spliced from 7 exons. NCBI's taxonomy places the organism in Eukaryota, Metazoa, Annelida, Clitellata, Rhynchobdellida, Glossiphoniidae. Bases 1 to 870 code for a protein of 289 amino acids.